AUACAGAGAGCACACAGCUAGCUAAAGAGCCGGUGGUUUAUCACGAUUUUUAGCACUCUAACUAAUUAAUGUCUCUUUCUCCUAUUCAUUCAACUUCUUUUCUGUGCCAAUAUAUUCAUCUUUUACCCCAAAUUUUCAAACAUCAUCCUCAGAAUUAUCAAAUCCUAGUAUCAAAAAAUCGGAGAACCAAAAGCAAGGUUUCUUGUUACUAAAACCAAAGCAAAAUAAAGGAGCUUUUAGAAGAAAGAAAACCAUAUAUCAUGAGUUCAAGCAGGAGAGCGUGGAUAAUAGCAGCGAGUGUUGGAGCAGUGGAAGCUUUAAAAGAUCAAGGUUUCUGUAGGUGGAAUUACCCUUUGAGGUCCUUCGCUCAGCACACAAAGAAUAACAUGAGAUCUUACUCUCAAGCUAAGAAGCUUUCUACCUCUUCUUCCUCGCCGAUUGCAAGAAGCGACAAGGCAAAGCAAUCUGAAGAAUCUUUGAGGAAAGUUAUGUACUUGAGCUGUUGGGGUCCCAAUUAACUGAUUUUUGUUAGAGAAACGUCGUUAAAAUGUAUAGUUGUGGUUGUAAAUAGACUUUUAAGUCAUGCCACUUCAAGAGAAGCAUGUAUAUUAUUUCGAAUCUUUCCAAGGAUGAGAAAAAUUACUACGAAAUACUGUUGAUAUUUUGAUGAAAUGAUGAUAUGACAGAUCGUUUAGUAUUUUGCAUUCA
Nicotiana tabacum (common tobacco) is the source of this 708-nucleotide messenger RNA. The record is from RefSeq and is a predicted model, not a curated record. NCBI's taxonomy places the organism in Eukaryota, Viridiplantae, Streptophyta, Magnoliopsida, Solanales, Solanaceae.